This is a messenger RNA of Annulohypoxylon maeteangense, 1453 nucleotides long. RefSeq names its product LIP-domain-containing protein. Gene Ontology annotation, biological process: lipid catabolic process. Gene Ontology annotation, molecular function: triacylglycerol lipase activity. Lineage: Eukaryota; Fungi; Ascomycota; Sordariomycetes; Xylariales; Hypoxylaceae. The transcript has a single exon. The coding region runs from base 127 to 1407 and encodes 426 amino acids. The record is from RefSeq and is a predicted model, not a curated record.
UCCUGUUUACUUCCGCGAAGUGCAAAGUGCGAAGGAAUGCAUCGAUAGCUAUUUUAGCUACCCACCCUCGACUCCUGCCGCCGUUGAUGUCUUCCUAGACAGUCUUCCAUUUUCCUUCUAGAAGACAUGCGCGCAUUAAGUUGGCUGUACAGCCUGGGCGUCGCCUCUGCCUCCCAGCAGUUGCUGCCCGGUCCUGCGUCGCAGCCCGUAGCGCCGAGCCAAGACCCGUGGUAUUCGGCACCGAUCGGCUUUGAAGCCGCUACGCCCGGCACUAUCCUUCGGGUCCGCCAAGCGCCAGGAAACUUAACAACGGUCAUUAGCAGCGCCACCUCCGCGUACAAUAUCCUCUACCGCACCACAGACUCUCGCUACAAACCCUCCUGGGCCGUAACCACACUCUUCAUUCCAUCCACCUUCUAUACCGCUCCCUCCGGCAACAAGGCCCUAAUAUCCUAUCAAUUCGCCUACGACUCCGCAGCUCUAGACUCUAGCCCUUCUUAUGGCCUCUACUACGACCUCUCCCAGCCCGUCCCCAGCCUUGGCGUCCCAGCGGGCUCAGACCUCCUCGACUCCCUUCUCACAGAAGGUUGGCUAGUCAAUACUCCAGACUACGAAGGCCCAACCGCCGCCUUCGGCGCCAGCAUCCAAGCUGGCCACGCCACCCUCGAUUCUCUUCGCGCCGUGCUCAACCUCGCGGAGUUAAGUGGCCUUGGUAAAAUCGCCCUCGGAAUGUGGGGUUACAGCGGCGGCAGCAUCGCGACCGAAGCUGCUGCCGAGCUACAGGUGCAGUACGCGCCGGAGCUGAACAUCAGCGGCGCCGUUCUCGGGGGUCUAGUCGCUGAUUUUUCCACCGACUUCGAUUUGUUCAACGGGAGCGCGAUUGCGGGGGAUUUGGUUUCCGUCGUGUUGGGCGUCACGUCGCAGUACCCCGAGGCAAAGGCGUAUGUGGAGAGUCGGCUAGUGAAUUCGACGGCAGCGGAGUUCCUGGGCGCAAGGAACAUGACGUUGGGGCAGACGACGAAGUAUUUUAGCAUGAAGGAUAUUUAUGCGUAUUUUGUCGGCGGCGCGGUUGAUCUCCAGGCGGCGGUGUUGAGGAAGGUGUAUAAUGUUGAGAUGAAGCUUGGGUACCAUGGGGUCCCUGCCAUGCCGAUGUUCGUGUACAAGGCUAUUGGCGACGAGUACUGUCCUGUUGAAGAGACGGACGCGUUGGUGAAUAAGUACUGUGGUGUCGGUUCUGAUAUCACGUAUCAGAGGAACACGGUCGGAGGACACGUGGCGGAGAUUAUAAACGGGCAACCGAGGGCGAUAGAUUGGUUAAGGGGGAUCUUUAAUGAGACGUACACGCCAAAUGCGUUCGGGUGUUUAACUCGUGAUGUCACGGUCAAUUUAACUAGUUUAGCCACUUAAUAGAUAGAGCUUCCGAGUGUUGGGUAAUAGACAUUUUUCACCGAAA